This is a messenger RNA of Cladocopium goreaui, 7182 nucleotides long. The record is from the annotation of a GenBank genome assembly. NCBI's taxonomy places the organism in Eukaryota, Dinophyceae, Suessiales, Symbiodiniaceae.
AUGGAGAUCAGCAGCUAUCCAGCCCUGAGCACCCAGCCGGGAGUGGAUCGAAGAUGUGCGCUACAGUCAUGUGCGCUGCGCGACGGUCCGGGGCUGAGUCACCUGGCGCCGCGCUAUGCCGCGCUAGGAGCUGGGUUCGAUGCCGGCUCCGCCCUCCUUGACACUCCGGUGCGGUUUCCGCCGCAUCGGGUGAAGGGGCGAUUCGUGAUCUCCAUGGGAAAUCCCGCAGACAUCGCCGGAGCCGCGACAGACGCCACCGGAGGAGUGGCCACAGAUGAGUUUGCAGCAGGAUUCCUCCGCCGGACAAGGCCAGCUGUGGUGCUUUUGGGAUCGCCUGCGACUCUGAAAGCAAAGCUCGUGGUCAAGAUCAAGGACUCGGACGAUGACAAUCGGAAGCAAUUUAUUGAGGACAAUCCCCCAGUGGCGACGUCGCCCUGCAAGUGGAAGGGAUGCCUCACCUGGUUUAGUAAGACUGAGCCAUUUAGCCCGGUGCUCUUUAAUCCGUUGACAGGGGUCUGGACGCACGACGAACAGCCGGUGAACAUGUGGCAGAAACAGUACGACUACCGUGGCUCAGCGGCAUUGGUGGGGGAACGCCCAUGGAACGCCGUGAAAGGAACGUCGGUGAAGGCGUUGCAAGUCUCAGACCCCAUGUACAUUGCAGCCAUCGUGAACCUCACGUUGGAUGAGCGUUUGGCCUGCGGCAGGGACGAUCGCCCCUUGCGGCGUAGUGCCAUCGUGGUGGGCUUUGCCCUGAAUAAUCUCGUGGUAAGAUCGGAGCAAGUCAUGGAGCUGCGUGCGCCCAUCGGCUGGCUCUUUGAUUCGGAUUGCAAGGUGAAGACGGAGGCGACGGAGGUCUAUCCCUCGCCCUCAGAGAGGCCUACAGUGAUCUCGCUGGUGAACAACACUCCAGAACUGCCUGUAUGGGACUGGCCUCGUACAGCUCGGAUCAUCUCCUGUCGUGGCGACCAACAUAUGGCCUACAUUCGUGUUGGCCCCGGUCUGGAUCGGCGAAGGGUCUACCUGUUCCUGAUCGAGUUGAAACAGAACCCUGCCACGACGCCGAUUGCCAACACCUGGUCCCUGACCAUCGGUGGCGAAUCCUCGGGCGCCAUGGAUGGCUUUCCAGUUUGGACCUUCCCAGGGGUUCGAAUUGAACCUGUCCUUUUGGCUUGGACCAAUAAGACCAGCCCGGUGUCCAUGCCUGUGGCAGUCUUCUUUGAGACAACGAACUGGCUCUUCUAUUUUGAACCGCCCUUGACGCCUCUCUCAACUUUGAAGCCCAUCCUUCGAAUCGUGAUGCCAGCGCAGUACGAGUUCUUGGUCCAGGCCUCGGAUCAGGACAUGCAAGGAGAGCGCUGCUUCAUGAGUAUGCAACAGGAAGGGAGCUGUCGACUGUGUGGUGUUCCAUUUUUGCCGCACGAAGCCUGGUGCGUGAGAGAGUGGAACCGGAAAAAUGCCGCGGAGAUCCAGUUUUUACCCUCCAAGAUCAUCGAACCUGGGAACCAGUACAGCAUCUGGGUGGUGGUCACGAAUCCUCACUCGCGUGAUGCGCUGGAUGCUCCGCCGGAGACCCCGGGACCCCGGGUCAGCACCUGGCUGAUGGAGACCUUCUUCGGUGAGCCGGUGCCACCGGCCGUGGCACCCUUCGGCUACUGGCUGGACUACGUCGUGGCACCAGGCUACCGUAUCUCUGGCUUGAGCGAGUUGACAGUGGAGACGCCGGAGGCCCGCGACGGUGGAAGCUUCGUGGAUUGGGUCACCUUCACCAUGCUGGGGCGAUUUCCAGAUCUGCUGCUGCCCGGGGAUUUGAUCGAGAUCAAAGCACCUCCGGGAUAUCAGCUCUCAUAUCUCCAACCGGGAUUUCAGCUGGUGGUGUUGUGCUACGGCUUCCGGUGGAUUUCCACCAUUUGGCCACCUCCCUUGCCCCCGGAUGUCGAUCCGGACACAGUGCCAAUGCACCUGCUGCCGAUUCGGCCGCCGGAACGACCCCCAGUGCCUGAGGGCGUGCCCACGUGGGCCAGUGGAAAUUCAGUCCUUGAGAUCGCCCCUACGGAGCUGUCGGAUGAUCUGCAGUGGGCUUGGGAUGGCGCCUGGGUCAUGAGGAUGCCGAUCAACUUCACGGCCGCGAUCCUGAAUGACUACGCCAACUUCCUGGCACUCAUUGACGGCAAUGAUAGCAACUACAGCAACUUGUCGGCCAGUGACUAUGUGGCCCCUGGAGGGGUGACCUUGAUGCAACGGAUCGGAUUGCCUGAAUGGGCGGUGCCAGCAGCGGCCCGUUCACAGUUGUUGACCAUGGGCAACGACACGAUGAACGCGUCCACGGAGUACUUGGUGCUGCGAAGCCACUGUUUGGACAAAUUCGCACAGGACGGAGGUGGGAACCUGAUGAACAACGACUUCAACUGGUCCAAGGUGCCAACGACUGCCGAAUUUCAGGUCUUCUACGAGGUGAAGAGUUGGAUCUACCACAACGGCACGGCGGUGGGAAAACCGGAGACCUUCAACUUCACGGACUUCGUCCUGUCGAAGAAUUUGACGGAUCCCAGCAACGCCGGGAAAGCACAGAUGGGGGCCGAUGUUUUGUGGCUGGAGUUGCAGCGAAAAGCUGGAAGUACAGUUGUUACUCCUUAUCCCUACUUCUGUUGCUUGUGUACCCAGGAAUCUGCGAGAGUGAGCAACAUGACCAACGAGAGUGCUGGAAUCUCCACAUUGGACGAGAUCCAUCUCUGCUUCCGCGCCCUGUUCCAAGCCUCGCGCUCCGCCAUCGAUGGACUGGACGUGGGGGCUAUCCUCCAGGAAGACACCGCCAAAGCAGUUAGGAUUUCCGCUGAGGAAUUGUUCGAAGGCCGAACAGUUCUGCGUGCAGAACUGCACUGGCAAUGCGACAGAAACGUCAGGGGCCUGGCGGAGGGCUGUCGCUGCCUACUUUGGACCCCGCAACGAGACCGCAAUGAGACACGCUGUGACACCCUGCCAGCUCGGGCCCGAGAACGGGGCUCCAGCGAGAUCGUGGGUUUUCCAUUGGGCGUUGGUGGCUUGCCCGAUGGAGCAGAGAGCCUGGAUCCUGGCGAUGCCAUGGUGGUGGCAGCGUACAACGAGCUUCUGGCCUUAGAUCAACCUGACUUGGAGGUCCUAGCCAAAGCACCCGAUGUGAGAUUCCAAUCCAUUGAUGCCAAGCUCUCCAAUGCCUUGAGGAAAGUCAUUGACAAUGCUGGGGACAAGUCCAUGCAAGUGAAGUAUGACAUGUCCAUGAAGAAUCAAUUGUAUGGGAGAAGUGGGGACUUCAUCAAGGGACGAGAACUAUUCGCAAUGAUACUGAUUAGCUUCAAGUCACCUGACCAUACUGAAGUUCUCUACAACGCACAUCAUUUGUAUAUGUUCAACUACUAUGGAGAUGACCAGCUUGAGGCCUUCUACAACAAGUGGCUUGACAUCGUAUACAACAUGAAGCAUGAUGAUCUGCCUUCCAACAAUUCCCUGCGUGACACAUUGUUCCGGAAGAUUGAACACUCAAAGCUUAUGGCCUUUGAUAUCAACCGAUACAAAACCUUUGAUGAAGGGCAUCCCGAGAAGACCUAUGUUUACCUAACUGGUAUGAUCAAAGGAUACAUAGCAAGAGGAAAGCAAGAACGACUGUUGAAGGAUAGAGAAUGUGCAGUGAAACUGUCAUUGUCCUCUAACAAGACGACACCUGCCUUAGAAGAUGCAGACAAGCCUGCCGCUCCCGUCAAGACCAAGAAGGAGAACGAAGCAGCUGCAUCGUCUACAGGUGAUCCUCCCAAGCGGCCUAAGGCGAAAGCGAAGAGUGAAGCUGCAUCUGUACUUCCUACACCUUCUCCGAAAUCUCAUGCCGACAAGAACAACAAGAAAGGCAAAGGUGGGAAGGGAAGAUCAUCUUCACCCGUUGACAAGAAGAAGAUUUUCUGUAACUACUUCUUCAAUAAAGGAGGAUGCAACAAAGGCGACAAAUGUCUUUACAGUCACUCUCAGAAGGUCUAUGAUGCCAAGAUGAAAGGUAAGAAAGGCAGAAGUGGAAGUCGAGAUUCAUCAAGGGGAAAGAGUAAAGGAAGUUCGUCUUCAGCUGGACCCAAAAAGAAGGAUAUCUUCGACAAAGACAAAGAUCCAGAAGAGAUGACCCUCCAGGAAUUGAUCGAUGCCCAACCAGACCAUUGGAAGAAGGGCAAAGCUGGAGCCGAGAAGAAGAAGUUGGAAAAGAAAGAGGCCGAUGACAAAGCCAAAAGAUUGGUCGAGGAGAAGAAGAAGAGGGCAACGAAGAAGGAGAAGAAAGAUUCAAAGAAAGACAAGGACGAGCCAAAGUCCAAGGACGAUGAAGAGCCCGCCGCCUUUUUUCGCGGACCGCAGACGGCGGAGAGCAAUGCGUCGAACGGCAGCAAUUCGAGCAAUAGCACUGCAGGAUCUUUAACUGCACAGUUGUCGGGUCUGGUGGCAUUGAUGGGAUCCAUCCUGUCUCAUGAAGGUCUACAGAACAUAACACCACCCGUGUGCAAAUGCGGCUUGUCGCCUCGGCUUCUUUGGUCGCCCACAGACGUUCUCAUGGCGGUGGUCUGGCGCUCUAAGGUAAACCUCACCAAGGAGGUAGAAGACUACCGCUUGGAGUAUGAGGCGGCCGUACGACUUCGAAGCCUCGACGCAUCUCCGCUGCAAGCGCCGGCAGAGUGUGAUGGCAACAAGGUGUCCUUUAACAUCAAAGAAGAAGAUAUGCAUCCGGACCCCCAGUUUGUGAACUCCACGGUCACCUUUCGCUUCCAGCUCCGCUUCACCAACCCCCGGCGUCCUCCCUUGGAUUACGAGAACAAUUGGAUCAUGCUGCACAGCCGCAACGUGCAGAUGGUGGAUGCAGCCAAUGCGGAUGCCAUCUUAUCGUCCGAUGCGAUGCAGAGCUGGAAUGUAAGGAGCAAGCUGCGGUAUAUCUCCAUCGAGAGGCUCACAGAGGUUCUGCGCCCCGACGACACGGCAGAGAUUCACUUCGAGUUUGUGACGGUGAACGUGGCAGAUCAGCUGGUGAUCCAAGCAGUCAGCCCUGUAGGUGCUGAGAUCCGGCAUUUUGCGGAAUCAGCGGUGGGCCGACGCUUGCUGUGGCAAGGCUUCACCAGUGGUAUCAGCAUCCAAGAUGGCUACAGGAAUGAGGUGACUUUGAGGGUGAACUUCGACAAGAACGAGUAUGUUCGUUUCAGACUGGCGGGCAUCCGCAUCCCUUGGACCGGUGGCCAGGCCCUCUUCACCAUGUACACCUCCAUCGUGGGGCAGCGUCAGGACGAGAUUGAGCUGUGCUGCUACGAAGGCGAGCCCCCUGAGAAUCCGGCCACCGUCUUCCAGGUGCCGUAUCGCCUGCAAGGGCUCCGCGCUGUGCUUCAAAGCGAGUGGGAUCAAGAGGCUUUCAACUUUCCCAUUGCCUCCAGCAUGAAGACCAGGCUCGAUGAGCAGCACCUGGUGACGGUCACCUUCAUGGUAGCGGAUGUCAUCGAGCUGCCACCACAGGCGACCCAAAUGGUCAUGAUCGUUCGAGCACCAGUGGGUUACUCCAUCAUCCUCUCGGACGACUUGAUGGACGUCCGCGACAGCUCCUUCCUGGUGGAGGACCUCACUGCCACCAAUGGAGAGGGUCUCCGCAUGCGCAGUCUGCCCUUCAUCUUGGACUUGGAAGAGAGCAACGAGCGCAAGAUCCAAGUGGGUUUGCCGGGGCUUCGACGGAUGGCAAUGGAUCUGGAAUUCCGCAUCCUUUUCCAGGCUGUGACACCAUCCAAACAUGCCGUGCGCGUGAGGGACGAUCUAUGGGUUGUCGAGAUCACCGACGACUACAAGCUGCAACAGCAGCUGGUCUCGCAACAGAAGGGUUCCCUGGACGACUUCGAAUUGCUGAGCAAGGUGAAUUUCACCGUGGCCACCCCGCGUGCUCCGCCGGAAGUGGUCAUCGAAUUGGAGGUAACUCUUUUUGAUUUGGGUGAAAAAUCCGAGUACCCGAAUCGUGUGGAUGUCUACGCCCCGGCAGGAUACAAAUUCUUGCUGAGUUGCUUCGCACCUGGUGAACGCGAGCGCUUGAAGAAAAACUUGGUCUCCUGCCGCGAGCGAUGGACACUCUUCAACGGCAACUACCUCAGUGGUGCCAUUCUCAUGGCAGCGGACAAUGGCGUGUUGCCAUCCGACAUGCCCAUGACCAUCAAGUUGCUGGCCAGCACACCGCCUCUCACACCCGAAAGGAACUACUUCUUUGUGGUGACGAAGCAGCGGGAAGGCGAUGCGGGCUGGGGCAUGACCACAGAGGCCUUUCCCAUCACUCCCAUGCCGGUCACGAUCCGAUACACGGGUGUGGCAGGGGCGGAGGUGCCGUUGUUUAUGGCUCUGCAGAUUCGAUAUCCUUUGGAAUGGGGUGGACACUUGCACAUCGCAGCGCCCUUGUUGUACCAGAUCCUGUGCCCCAUCGACAAGAUCUUGCUGGCGCCGGAUGAUUUCAGACUGCCCAACUGCACGCAUGAGGAUCCUGUGCUGAAUGGUUGCUUCGGCCUUCCAAUUGUGGGAGAUCCAGAUCCGAAUCCUCUCCUUCCGCUGUGCGAUCCUUUGCACGAAAUCAUUCUGACGUUCGAACUGCCCUGGUGGGGCAACUUGGACCCCGAGGAGUUUCCGGAUCUGCCACCCAUCGCCCCAGUGGCCCUGCAGGGCGGUACGGAGCUCCUUUGGUCCAUCACGGUGAAGGUGCCCGACAGCACCCCGAAGGUCCGCAGCAACAACGUCUUCCGCGUACGGGUCAUGGAUGCCAACAAAGUGGCCGUCGAUGGCAACCUCUGGCUGCCUGGAGAGGAGGUGCGAACCAUUCCGCGGGUUCAAGAUUUCAAGAUCUGGUUCACGCAACCGGUGCCCGCAUCCAUGAUGACUGUGGCCAUCCACUUCUCCUUCAACAAGACGCUGCCGCGAGGCGAAGAGUCAUCCCCCUUGCGGGUCAUUGAAAUCAUGGCACCGCAGGGGAUUGAGCUGAAGGUGCGGCGUCCCAAAGACGUGCAACGCUUGAAGCGCGACGAUGCUGUUGCCGUGACUGAAUGGAAUUGGACGGAUAUCUUGCCACGACAGCUGUGGUUCGGCUUGGACAUGAGCAAAAACGUCACUGGCACCUUUCACUACGCCUUUCCCGCCUUGACGCCCUCGUGCCUUGGGCCGGAUUGA